AUGGCGGCGGCGAACCCCCCGGUGCGCUUCAAAACCAACUAUGCUGUUUCCAGGAAAAUCGAGCCUUUCUACAAAGGAGGGCGAGUUCAGAUAAGCCAAGAUGGAGAAUAUAUGUUUUGUUCUUGUGGGACCAAAGUCCACGUACUUUGCUUAGCAACAGGCACUCUUGUUCACAGCAUUGAACAGGAUGAUCAAGAGGAUAUAACAACCUUUGUUCUCAGCGAUGACGAUGAGAUCCUCGUGACAGCGAGCCGGGCACUGCUGCUGAAGCAGUGGGAGUGGCGGGAGAACAAGUGUGCCCGCACAUGGAAGGCGGUCCAUGUGGCUCCCGUGGCCAGCAUGGCAUUCGACCCGACAUCCACUUUGUUAGCCACAGGUGGUUGUGAUAGCACUAUCAAGGUCUGGGAUGUUAUCAAGCAGUACUGCACCCACAACCUGAAAGGCUCAUCGGGAGUUGUCCACCUCGUCAAGUUCCAUCCUGAUGUCUCUCGGCUGCAGCUCUUCUCCUCCUCCAUGGACUACAAAAUCCGCGUUUGGGACCUGCAGACCAGCAAAUGCGUCGCCCUGCUUGAGAGCCACUACAGCGCGGUCACCUGCCUGGCUUUUUCCGCAGACAGAGAGACACUCGUCAGCUCUGGCCGUGAUAAAAUCUGCACCGUGUGGGAUCUGAAUACAAGAGCAGCCGAGAGAACCAUCCCGGUCUAUGAGAGUGUCGAAUCUGUUGUCCUGUUACCAGAAGGAGUAGAUUUCUCACCCCUGGGUGUGAAGAAACCGGGCCUUCACUUCCUCACCGCAGGAAGCAAAGGAAUCCUCCAGGUCUGGGACGCAUCAGCAGCCACCUGUGUGUACAGCCAGCCGCUUCCCCGCCAUCGAGCCGCUUCCGAGGAAGAGACCGGCGAGCACAGCUUGGUGCAUUGUGCACUGGUGCCGGUGAAAGACAAGGUUGUCACUGUCAGUGCGGAGCACAACAUCGUCUUCUACGAUGCGCGGACGCUUCAGCUCAGGAAGCAGUUUGCAGGUUACAACGGAGAAGUGUUGGACGUCAGAUUCCUGGGGCCAGGGGACUCCCACAUUGUUGUGGCCACCAACAGCCCCCAGCUCAAAGUCUUCGAGCUGGCGACGUCUGACUGUCAGAUCCUGUACGGGCACACAGAUACUGUUCUUGCCCUGGACGUCUUCCGGAAGGGGAUGUUGUUUGUCAGCUGUUCUAAGGACAAAAGCUUCCGAGUUUGGCGGAUGAAAAAAACUGGCCAGGUUGUCUGCGUGGCCCAAGGAGCGGGACACGCGAACGGAGUGGGGGCGAUCUCUUGCUCCAGAAUGAAAGAGAGCUUUGUGGUGACGGCCAGCCAGGACUGCACGAUCAAAGUGUGGAAUCUCCCUGAGUCCCUCUCUGCCAAGGCAAAAGCAGCUGGCCCCGAAGGCCUUCAUGCCCACCUGACAGAGAAGGCGCAUGACAAGGACGUCAACAGUGUGGCUGUUUCCCCCAAUGACAAGCUGAUAGCCACAGGGUCCCAAGACAAAACGGCCAAGCUGUGGGCCUCGCACGACUGCUCACUCAUGGGGGUCUUCUCCGGUCACAAACGGGGGAUCUGGUGUGUGCAGUUCUCGCCGGUGGACCAGGUCUUGGCUACCUCAUCGGCAGAUGGCUCUGUGAAAAUCUGGGGACUCCAGGACUUCAGCUGUUUGAAGACUUUUGAAGGUCACGACGCCUCCGUCCUGAAGAUCAUCUUUGUGAGCCGAGGAACACAGGUGCUUAGCAGUGGCUCUGACGGCCUCCUGAAACUCUGGACGAUAAAAACCAACGAGUGUGUGAAGACUUUAGAUAGCCACGAGGACAAAGUGUGGGGUCUGCACGCCAACAAGCUGGACAACUCGUUGGUGACGGGUUCCAGCGAUUCUUGCAUCGUGCUGUGGAAGGAUGUCACUGAAAUUGAACUCGAAGAGGAGCAGGCAAAGCAGGAGGAGCAGAUCCUGAAAGAGCAGGAGCUGUCGAACUUGCUGUACGAGAAGCGGUUCCUCAAAGCGCUGGGCUUGGCGAUCUCCUUGGACCGGCCUCACACCGUGCUGACGGUGGUGAAGGCUAUUCUCAAGGAAUAUGGUGGGAAGGAGGACUUGGAAAGGAAUCUUCUGAAGCUGCGGAAAGACCAGAAAGAGGCGGUGCUGAGAUAUGCCAUCAGCUGGAACACGAAUUCACGGAACUGCCAUGAGGCUCAGGCGGUCGUCCAAACUCUCCUUCAGCACGAAGCGCCGGAGUCCCUCUUGCAGUUUGAAGGGAUCGCGACAGCCGUGGAGUCUCUUCUGCCGUACACAGAGCGCCAUUUCCAGAGGCUGGGCCGUCUGCUGCAGGCCGCCACCUUCCUUGACUUCAUGUGGCAGAACAUGAGGCUAGCCGAGGCCUCCCAGUGGGACGAGGACAUGAGCACGUGA
Messenger RNA from Euleptes europaea (tarantolino), 2427 nucleotides. RefSeq names its product transducin beta like 3 (gene TBL3). Gene Ontology annotation, biological process: endonucleolytic cleavage in 5'-ETS of tricistronic rRNA transcript (SSU-rRNA, 5.8S rRNA, LSU-rRNA); endonucleolytic cleavage to generate mature 5'-end of SSU-rRNA from (SSU-rRNA, 5.8S rRNA, LSU-rRNA). Bases 1 to 2427 code for a protein of 808 amino acids. NCBI's taxonomy places the organism in Eukaryota, Metazoa, Chordata, Lepidosauria, Squamata, Sphaerodactylidae. The record is from RefSeq and is a predicted model, not a curated record. The transcript has 22 exons. Gene Ontology annotation, cellular component: nucleolus; small-subunit processome; 90S preribosome. Gene Ontology annotation, molecular function: U3 snoRNA binding; protein binding.